CGCGCAUCCGGGCGAACCGUCAGUCCAGAACGGUCGGAGCAUUCGGGGGGAGCAUCGUGCCGAGGUGGUGUGUUGGUUCGCUCGCUCGCAACCUCGCUGUCAACUUCGGCGGAUGUGAAUGACUGCUGACGAUGCCGCGUGUCGCCUGUGCAAUCCACGGAACGAUGUCGAGGCUCUUGGGUGUCCUCCUGCUGGUCGCCGGAGCGAGCUGCUUGUACUCGUCCAAUUCAGCCGUCGUUGAUCUUAGGCCAAAUAAUUUUGAUAAUUUAGUGUUAAAUAGCGAUCACAUCUGGAUCGUCGAGUUCUACGCGCCGUGGUGCGGACACUGUCAACAGUUGACGCCGGAGUACGAUAAAGCGGCCACUGCGUUAAAGGGUGUUGUAAAAGUUGGAGCGGUAAAUGCCGACGAGCACAAGUCCUUGGGAAGUAAAUACGGCGUUCGUGGCUUCCCGACGAUUAAGAUAUUCGGGCUUGACAAAAAGCCGGAGGAUUACAACGGUCCGAGAAGCGCGGCUGGCAUUGUCGACGCUGCGCUAAAUGCCGCCAGUCAGAAAGUUCGAAAAGCACUGGGCGGCAAGGCUUCUGGAGGCGAGUCCAAGAGCAAAGAUUCCAAGGAUGUGAUAGAAUUGACGGACGAGAACUUCGACAAAUCUGUUUUGAACUCCGAGGAUAUGUGGCUGGUUGAAUUCUACGCUCCUUGGUGUGGCCACUGCAAGAAUCUAGCGCCCGAAUGGGCAGCGGCGGCCAGCGAACUGAAGGGCAAGGUCAAACUGGGAGCCCUGGACGCCACUGUAAACACAUUGAAGGCAAGUAAAUACGAGAUCAAAGGCUACCCCACCAUUAAAUUCUUCGCACCGGGCAAGAAGGACGUCGACUCGGUGCAGGACUACGACGGCGGUCGCACGAGCGGUGAUAUCGUUAACUGGGCGCUCGAGAAACUAGCCGAGAAUAUCCCGGCGCCGGAAGUGGUGCAGAUCACGUCCGAGAAGAAGCUGAGGGCCGCGUGCGAAGACAAGCCGAUCUGCGUGGUGUCCGUUCUGCCGCAUAUCCUAGACUGUCAGUCCGACUGUAGGAAUGGAUACUUGAAAACCCUAAGUAACCUCGGCGAGAAAUAUAAGAAGAAGAUGUGGGGAUGGGUCUGGGCCGAAGCUGGUGCUCAACCGCACAUCGAGGACGCGUUAGAGAUCGGAGGUUUCGGCUAUCCCGCGUUAGCGGCCGUCAACAUCAAGAAGAUGAAGUACUCCUUGCUAAAAGGCAGUUUCUCAUACGACGGAAUAAACGAGUUCCUACGAGAUCUAAGUUACGGCAGAGGCGGCACCGCGCCCUUGAAGGGGGCACAAUUGCCAGUCAUCAUCGAAACGACGCCUUGGGACGGCAAAGACGCUGAACCACCGCAGGAGGAGGAGAUCGAUCUUAGCGACGUUAAUCUAGAUGAGAAGGACGAACUGUAACUUACUGAAAGCCAACUGGCUGAAUUCUUCUUAGAAGAAUUUACCGCACACGACGUAUAUCGGUUCUGAAAAAAAAAACUGCGAGUAAAGGCGUUAAUCGCGUUAAUCGAUAUGCAAGUCACACUCGCCUGAAAGUUUAUUUUGUAUCAUCAAACUUAACAUCUAUAUAUAUAUAUAUACAUAUAUAUACACACAUAUAUACUUAAGAGUCAACAUCGAUUGAUUUCGUAAUGAAAUUAAUGGUAAGAAAUUCCAUUACGCAAUGAUUUUUGUAUAAUAACAUCAGUAUAUGAUAUACAUAAUAUAAUAUAAUCAUUUGUCGCUGUGUAUCCUAAGGAAGACUAGUUCUCAGGUGCAGUUAAUCUAGUUUUAUAUAAAAAAAAAGUACACCUUUAAGUAAUUCUUCCAUCUGAAAGCCAAUUUUAUACGGUUUUGUGUUGCUCUAGAAGAAGUAAACUAGUUCUAUAGACUCCCAUCAUGUGUAAUUCUCUCAUUGUUUGUAUCGUUCUCUCCAUGUGUUUGGAUAGGAAGAAUAAAAAGAGUAGAGCAGGUUUAAAGUUUCGUGUAUCAUGAUGCAUUUAUUAGUCUGCUUACUUUUUAAGUAGAUUGUCUAAGAUACACAUAGUUCAUGUAAAAAAAAAAUCCUAUUUGUAAUAAAUAUACAUCAUUACAAAA
Molecule: messenger RNA, 2126 nt
Organism: Wasmannia auropunctata (little fire ant)
Lineage: Eukaryota; Metazoa; Arthropoda; Insecta; Hymenoptera; Formicidae
Gene: CaBP1
Product: protein disulfide-isomerase A6
Exons: 6
Coding region: 132-1451 (439 amino acids)
Biological process (GO): response to endoplasmic reticulum stress
Cellular component (GO): endoplasmic reticulum lumen
Molecular function (GO): protein-disulfide reductase activity; protein disulfide isomerase activity
Source: RefSeq, a predicted model, not a curated record